AUGGCGGGCGGGCGAGAGGCCGGAGCCGAGCGCGGCGAGGUCGGGCGCCGGGCCGCCCAGUUCAAAGAGUUGAGGUACCUGAACCUCUCUGAUUGUUACUUUGCUGGAGCUAUUCCUGCUAGUUUUGGAAAUCUCUCCAGUUUGCACACUCUUGACCUCUCACGUAAUUAUUAUAUUCAUGUUGAUGAUUCUGCUCUUCAAUGGCUUUCUCAUCUUACUUCAUUGCAACACUUGGAUAUGAGUCGUGUCAACUUGAGCAGCAUGUCACGUAACCUGUUCCUAGCUCUCAACAAGCUUCCUUCCAUAAAUGAGCUGCACCUGUCCUUCUGUGAGUUAGAAAAGCUUCCUCUUUCCAUUCUUCAUCUCAACUUCUCAUCUCUCUCCAUUCUUGAUCUCUCUUACAACUAUAUCAAUUUCUCAGAGAUUUCCUGGGUGUUUAAAGUCAAGAGCCUACAAUCCCUAGACCUCAGUCACAAUGAUCUUUAUUUCCCCACCAAUCCUAUCAUAUCACUCAAAGCGUUAAGUGCAUAUCAUCCUAUGGCACAACCCAAUGACAUAAGCAUACCUGAAAGUAUAGGCAGUCUUUGCAGCUUGCAAAUUCUAGACCUGUCUGGGUUGAAUAUCAGAAAAAGACUUGUUGAACUCGAAGGCUCUCUUCCCUCAUCCUUAACAUCACUUUCAUUUUUGGAGGAAUUAUUGCUUGAUUAUAAUCAACUGACAGGAACAUUACCAAAGGAGAUUGGAAAUCUUACAGAGUUGUCAUAUUUGGGUCUUUCUGGUAAUCAGCUGAGUGGUCCUAUCCCUCGGAUUGUCCUAAAUAACACCUUUUCUUCUUAUUCGGACAUCUCAAUAUCAAUGAACAAAUUGAAUGGCAGUGUUCCUGAUUGCCACAACAACUUCAAUGGAAAAAUACCAGCAUGGAUAGGAGAACAUCUGUCAUAUUUAAUGGUUCUUAUGUUAAAGUGGAAUGCCUUUGUGAAUCACAUCCCACAGGAAAUUUCUCAACUCGAAUACCUGCAAAUUCUUGAUUUGUCAAGCAAUAAUCUCUCUGGUCCUAUUCCAAACAGCUUGGGUAAUUUGACCACUAUGCAAAUGCUUCCAGGGACUACUGAUAAGGUUCCCAUUUUGCUUGCAUCCAGGAACAUUCCUGAAGAGUUAGCAAGUUUGUAUGGUCUUCAAAGUUUAAAUUUCUCUGGAAAUACUUUAGAAGGUGAGAUUCCCCAGAAAUUGGGUAGAAUGCAGCAGCUAGAAUCACUAGACUUAUCAAGAAACAAGCUAUCCGGAAGUAUACCUGAAACGUUAUCAAACUUGACAUUCCUAAAUCACUUCAAUGUAUCAUACAACAACUUGACAGGAAGGAUACCAUUUGCUCAUCAGUUCAGCACAUUCAAUGACUCUUUCAUUUACAUUGGAAAUCAUCUUUGUGGAGCGCCUCUUGGUAACAAUUGCACUAAAGAUGGUGGAAUAAUUAAGAAAGAGUCACUUGAUCGAAAGGAUGAAGAUGAUGAUGGGAUGUUAUGGGUGUACAUUGGAUCCUUAUCAGGAUUUGCAGUUGGAUUUUGGACAGUUUGGGGUGUCUUAGCAUUCAAGAAGAAUUGGAGGCAGGCAUGCCUAUUUCCGUUGCAUGGACAAUAUGUUUGA
Molecule: messenger RNA, 1641 nt
Organism: Dioscorea cayenensis subsp. rotundata (Guinea yam)
Lineage: Eukaryota; Viridiplantae; Streptophyta; Magnoliopsida; Dioscoreales; Dioscoreaceae
Product: receptor-like protein EIX1
Exons: 6
Coding region: 1-1641 (546 amino acids)
Molecular function (GO): protein binding
Source: RefSeq, a predicted model, not a curated record